Raphanus sativus (radish) is the source of this 1794-nucleotide messenger RNA. RefSeq names its product serine/threonine-protein kinase PBS1. The coding region runs from base 246 to 1616 and encodes 456 amino acids. Gene Ontology annotation, molecular function: ATP binding; protein kinase activity. The record is from RefSeq and is a predicted model, not a curated record. The transcript is spliced from 5 exons. NCBI's taxonomy places the organism in Eukaryota, Viridiplantae, Streptophyta, Magnoliopsida, Brassicales, Brassicaceae. Gene Ontology annotation, biological process: protein phosphorylation.
CUCUCUCUCUCUCUAAACAACAAUUGUUUCUUUUUUUUUUAAUUUUACAGUUCGAAUCUGAACAAAAGUCGGAAUCUCAAUUCCCCUCCUUUCUUUCGGGGGUACAGCUAAAAAAGUUUCUCAGAUUUAUCGUUUUCUUCUAUUCCUGUUCAUUUGAUUCCUCAAUAGGAUCCAAAGGAGGGGGUUUUUGCAAGUUUUGUGAUUACUAUUCAUUUCCUAAAUUGAGUGGGGAGGAGGAGGAGGAGAUGGGUUGUUUCUCGUGUUUCGAUUCGAGUGAUGAUGACGAGAAGCUGAAUCCAGUGGACGAAUCCAAGUCUCAGAAAACAACACAACCGACACUAUCCAAUAAUAACAUCUCUGGACUACCUUCAGGUGGGGAGAAGCUUAGCUCAAAGAGCAAUGGAGGUUCAAGAAGAGAUCUGCUUCUUCCAAGGGAUGGCCUUUCUCAAAUUUCUGCUCAUACAUUUGCUUUCCGCGAGGUCGCUGCUGCCACUAUGAACUUUCAUCCCGACACUUUCUUAGGCGAAGGUGGAUUCGGACGUGUCUACAAAGGAAGGCUUGACAGCACCGGUCAGGUUGUUGCUGUUAAACAACUGGACAGGAAUGGUCUACAAGGUAACAGAGAGUUUCUGGUAGAGGUUCUUAUGCUCAGCCUUCUUCAUCAUCCCAACUUAGUCAACCUUAUUGGCUACUGUGCUGAUGGUGAUCAACGCCUCUUGGUCUACGAGUUUAUGCCCUUAGGCUCCUUAGAAGAUCACCUCCACGAUCUUCCACCGGAUAAGGAAGCUUUGGAUUGGAACAUGAGAAUGAAGAUAGCUGCCGGUGCGGCCAAAGGUUUGGAGUUUCUACAUGAUAAGGCAAACCCUCCGGUUAUUUAUAGAGAUUUCAAGUCAUCAAACAUAUUACUGGACGAGGGUUUCCACCCAAAGCUUUCUGAUUUUGGACUUGCUAAACUCGGACCAACAGGAGACAAAUCUCAUGUCUCCACCAGGGUCAUGGGCACUUACGGAUACUGUGCUCCCGAGUACGCAAUGACAGGACAGCUGACGGUUAAAUCAGACGUCUACAGUUUUGGUGUGGUGUUUCUCGAGCUCAUUACUGGUCGAAAGGCGAUAGAUACUGACAUGCCUCAUGGAGAGCAGAAUCUAGUGGCAUGGGCUCGUCCAUUGUUCAAUGAUAGGAGGAAGUUUAUAAAGCUGGCUGAUCCUAGGUUAAAAGGGAGGUUUCCAACACGUGCACUCUACCAAGCAUUGGCUGUGGCUUCAAUGUGUAUCCAAGAGCAGGCGGCUACACGUCCACUCAUAGCGGAUGUGGUGACUGCACUCUCGUAUCUUGCAAAUCAAGCUUAUGAUCCAAACAAAGAUGAGAGUAAGAGAAGCAGAGAUGAAAGAGGAGGGAGGUUAAUAACAAGGAAUGAUGAAGGAGGUGGGUCUGGAAGUAAAUUUGAUCUAGAAGGUUCAGAGAAGGAGGAUUCUCCGAGAGAGACGACUCGGAUCUUGAACAGAGACAUCAAUAGGGAGCGUGCGGUUGCAGAGGCUAAAAUGUGGGGAGAGAGUUUGAGGGAGAAACGAAGACAGAGUGAGCAAGGAACUUCAGAGAGCAACAGUACCGGUUAGAUCCGGUUUGGGUCUUUGACCCCUUUUUGUUCCUUAUAUUUACUCAUUUAUUCUGAAAACAUAGAAAGAGAAAAAAAAGACAUUGUGACAAAGAGUUGAUGUACAUUAUAUAUGUGAUGUUAUAAUAUGGGCCAAAACUGGAACUUUUUUUUUAAAUAAAGCAAAUUCUAAUUGAAGA